CUAUAUGUAUCAUCAAACAAUAAUGCCUAGGCAUGGUUGAUGCUAGUUCUGUUAUAUAUAUGUAUUAAUUCUAUGGAGUCAAGCUUUAGUCUUUACUCUUCUUCCCAAGAAAAUAUACUUAUGAAUUGGUCAAGUGGUGGUUCAUAUUCAGGUAGAGAUCCAGAUUCAAACAAGAGUACUACUGUAGGUAUAAGAAAUGGAGGUCCCUACAUAAAGGUGGAAACAACAGAAGCUAUAAAAGAAUACAUUGAUGGAGAGAUUCAAGAUAUAUAUUCAGCAAGAAGCUCAUUUUCAAGUACUAGUAAAGGUAAAGAAUGGGAAAAUCGAAAAUCAAAAACUGAAAUACUACUAAGGAAGUCUGAUCGGAGAAGACCCGCGUCAUUGGAUAUGAACAAUCAAGGGAUAAAUGGGGCUAGCUUGUCCCCGAGAUUAGGUGUAGGGAUAAAAGGGGCGGCGUCAGUUAGGAGAAGCGGAAUGUUAACAAGCCCAGGAACGCCUACUUAUCGUUCCAGUGGAGUUGGAAUUCAGAAAGGUUGGAGUUCUGAACGUGUGCCUUUGCAUACGAAUGCCAAUCGGUUUACAUUGAUGGCGAAUAGUAAUAGUGGAAGGACAUUGCCUUCGAAAUGGGAAGAUGCUGAGAGGUGGAUAAUUAGUCCAGUUGCAGGGGAGGGGGCUUUGAAGUCUUUGGUUCAAGAGCCACAAAGGCCGGUUAAGUCUAAGAGUGGCCCACUUGGGCCGCCUGGCUCUGUAUACUACUCCAUGUAUUCUCCUGCGGUUCCUGGCUUUGAUGGAGGGAAUGUGAGAAGUGUUGUUACUGAAUUGCCGUUUUCUGCCAGAAUAAAUGGUGAUAAUAGUUCAUGGAUUCAAUAUGGAGAAGGCCAUGAAAGCAAUGGGAGAUUCGCUUCCCUGGUGGAUCAUGGUAUGGCAAGAUCAGUCAGCUUACAUGGCUCUUCCGAGUCACUGUGUCAGUCCAUGUUUCGGAUUAAUCAAGAUGAUAAAGUUGGCGGUUCAAUGGAUGCUGCCACCAACAUAUCUCGUGAUAUAUCAAGAAGGGAUAUGGCAACCCAAAUGAGCCCUGAGACUAGUCCUCUAUCAUCUCCAAGGAGAACAACCUCUAGCUCAUUGUCGACUACUAUCCUUUCCGUAGAUUUGCAACAUGUUCGUUAUCCUAAAGCAGAUAUGAGAGACGUGCAGGUAGAUGAUCAGGUCACGCUGAGUCGAGUCUCUAAGGAAAAUAGAGCUCAGGUUCCAGGCAGGGGAUCGGACAUCAUGGAUGACUGGAUAAAAGGGUCAGAUGUUCGACCUGCUGAUUUGGAAUUUUCGGAGAUGAAAAAGAGCCUUUCAAAGGUUAAGAGGGAGGAAGCUAAAAUUACCGCAUGGGAAAACCUGCAGAAGGCAAAAGCAGAAGAAGCAAUAAGGAAACUAGAGAUGAAAUUGGAAAAGAAGAGAUCGUCAUCAAUGGAUAGGAUUAUGCAAAAACUCAGAUCAUCUCAGAAGAAGGCCCAUGAAAUGAGAGAAUCAGUAUUAUCUACCAAGUCCCAAGAAGGUGCUACAUCUUCACAAAAGGCCAUCUCAGUCAUCAAAAUUCGCCACAUACGUUCCUUAACUGGCUGCUUUACCUGCCCUGCAUUUUGACGGACUGUUGUCUAUUAGUGCUUGGUGUCAGCCUCAUACACCAGUUCUCGUCUCCCUGAAGUACAAAAGCCCUGAUCACCUUUUUGCGAGGAUCUAUCUAUCAGGAAGUCCGAAAAUUCCAAUGUCCAAGGUACCACUAAAUGCAACUAAGUUAGGCCUAGUUGGAUUUGCUCUGUAGUUUGUCGUGUAAAAAUAGUAAAAAGUUAACAAAUUACGUUUGAGAAAAACCUGCUCUUUCGGAAGCUGAGAUUGAACUUUAUGGUUUUGUGAA
Erigeron canadensis is the source of this 1906-nucleotide messenger RNA. RefSeq lists its product as uncharacterized. The record is from RefSeq and is a predicted model, not a curated record. The transcript is spliced from 8 exons. NCBI's taxonomy places the organism in Eukaryota, Viridiplantae, Streptophyta, Magnoliopsida, Asterales, Asteraceae. The coding region runs from base 40 to 1635 and encodes 531 amino acids.